Drosophila novamexicana is the source of this 2666-nucleotide messenger RNA. RefSeq names its product ABC transporter G family member 21 (gene E23). The coding region runs from base 1 to 2535 and encodes 844 amino acids. The transcript is spliced from 8 exons. Lineage: Eukaryota; Metazoa; Arthropoda; Insecta; Diptera; Drosophilidae. Gene Ontology annotation, cellular component: plasma membrane. The record is from RefSeq and is a predicted model, not a curated record. Gene Ontology annotation, molecular function: ATP hydrolysis activity; ABC-type transporter activity; ATP binding.
AUGCCAAUGAAUUUGUUGGCCCAAAACGUUGCCGCCAACGCGGACUCGGACAGCGAAACGGCAACGGGCGGCGGCGUCGGCGGGGGCGGGGGCGGGGGCGGGGACUGCUGUCACAUGGAGGAACAGGUACCGUUGGUUGACAGUCGACGUAAUCUGGCCAAAAUAGUCGCCGAUUGUCGCCUGCAAAUCGAUGUGCAGCCAAUUGCAGCAGCAACAACAGCAGCAGCAACAGCAACUGUUGCAGCUGCACCGACAGCAGCAGCAACUAGUACAAUUUGCAGCGGCUCAUCAUCAGGCAGCUCGUCCAGCUCAAACUCCUCCACAAUAUCCACGGAUUUUACGCACAACUCACAAACGAUAUUGCCGAGCGCGGAAAAUCUGUCUGCAUCGAAACUGGCCAAAACUUGCAUUUUAGCUGAUGCCCAAAGUGCGGCUCAGACAACUUCGUUGACAUUUCCCUUUAUAAACGCUGCAAAGCAACAACAACAGCCAAUUGCACAGCAACAACAAGUACAACAACAACAACAACAGCAGCAACAACCAACAAUACAGUUGACAUUUCAGAACUUAAACGUGUUGCAAAACGAACGCAAAAUACUUUCCGAUGUGAGUGGAUUAGUCAGUCCCGGCGAGGUCCUGGCCAUCAUGGGACCCUCGGGCAGCGGCAAAACAACGCUUCUGGACUGCCUCAGCGGGCAGCGGCACUUUGACAGCGGCAGCGUCUAUCUGAAUCGCGAACCGCUCUCGAAACGCUGGCGCCGCAAAAUUGGCUAUGUGCUGCAGGAGGAGAUCUUCUUCACGCAGCUCACGUUGCGCGAGACCGUCAUGUAUACGGCGCUGCUGCGGCUGCCCGAGUCGAUGCCGCGCGCCGAGAAGCUGCGUCUCGUCGACCACAUACUGGACACCCUGGAGCUGAGCUGCUGUCAGCAGACCAAGUUUGGCGAUUAUCUGAAUCGUGGGCUCUCCGGCGGCGAGAAGAAACGCGCCAAUAUCGCCUGCGAACUGUUGACCAAUCCGCUGCUCAUGCUGCUUGAUGAACCCACCUCUGGGCUGGAUAGCCACUCGGCCAUAUCGCUGAUGAAGGUGCUGAAGCGCUACGCACAGCUGGAGCAGAAGACAAUUGUGAUAAGCGUGCAUCAGCCGUCGUCGCAGAUGUUUCACAUGUUUGAUAAGCUGCUGCUGCUGCAUCAGGGACGCACCGCCUACUUUGGCGAGGUGAACAACAUCUACAGGCACUUUGAGGAUAUUGGGGUGACCAUCAAGCCGCACUACAAUCCCGCCGACUUUGUGUUGGAGCAGUUGAAAUCGCAUCCGGAUAUUCGCGAGAAGCUGUUUAUAGCCGCCAGGGAAUCUCAUGGCAACUAUUUGAAUCGCAAUUGCAUUAGCAGCCAGGACAAGGCCAAGCAACAGCACGACACCAUACUGAUCAACGACAUCAUCAACAACUACUACAACCAACGACAUCACCAACAUCAUCAUCACCAACAGCAUCAUCAUCAUCAUCAAUAUGCUAAUUUACAUCACACGGCGAAUGGCUGCGAGGCCGAUGAAGAGGCUGCUCAACAUUUGGUCUGGUGCGGCGCCGAUUCGCAAUCAAAUUUCAGUUCCUGUGCCUCCAGUGAUUGCCAGUCGUAUCGUGCCGGCAAGAGUUCUGCCAACGAAGAGGAUUGGCUCUCCUAUCCGACACGCUUCCAUACACAGUUCACUGUGCUGUCCAGUCGCAACUUUAAGGAAGCCAAGCCACGCAUGCUGUCCAAAUUGAACUGGUUCCAAACAAUUGGCCUGGCGCUGAUGGCGGGCGCCAUUUGGUUUCAGCUGCCGCGCACCGAGGAGUUCCUCCAUGAUCUGCAGGGCUGGAUGUUCUUCUCGCAAACCUAUUGGAUGCUCUUUGCGCUCUUCGGUGCACUCAAUUCAUUUCCUUCGGAACGCGAGGUCAUCAGCAAGGAGCGCCGUUCUGGUGCCUAUCGCCUCUCUGCCUACUACCUGGCCAAAAUGUGCGCAGAGCUGCCGCUGGUGAUAACGUUGCCCACUGUCUACCUCAUGAUCAGCUAUCCCAUGCUGGGCUGUAGCAGCGUGAAGCUCUUCUUCCUGAUGCUCAUCUUUUUGCUGCUGAAUACGAUUGUGGCGCAAAGCGUUGGCUUCUUCAUUGGCGCCUGUUGCAUGGACAUGAAUGUGAGCAUUACGCUCAGUGCACUCUAUACGCUUGCCACACAGCUCUUUGGCGGUUAUUUAUCGUCACGCAUUCCGGAAGGUCUCAGCUGGAUACGCUACACAUCGAUGAUACACUAUGCAUACCAGAAUAUGCAAAUACUCGAGUUUCGCGAGGGACCAGCUAUUAGCUGUGGAUCGUCGAGCAGCUAUGAGAUAUGCAAACAACAGACAACCGAAUUCAUUCCAUAUGAGGAAAUACUCAAAGCACAAAACUCCACAUCGCCACUCUGGCUGAAUACGCUCAUACUGAUGAUGUUCUUUCUGGUAUUUCGCGGCCUGGGCUAUGCGGUGUUGCGCUAUCUGCGCUGCCCCAAAAAGACGUGAUAAACCUGACAACGAACCAGUGAUACGUAAUUAGUGUAGCAUGUGUUAAUCCUAUAUUAAAUCCACCAAACUAAUUAAUAUCCCUACAUGUUGAACAAAUAUCGAAACGUGCGCCCAAUUUUGUGAUUCAA